This is a messenger RNA of Sinocyclocheilus rhinocerous, 753 nucleotides long. RefSeq lists its product as uncharacterized. The transcript is spliced from 4 exons. The coding region runs from base 1 to 753 and encodes 250 amino acids. Lineage: Eukaryota; Metazoa; Chordata; Actinopteri; Cypriniformes; Cyprinidae. The record is from RefSeq and is a predicted model, not a curated record.
AUGGCAAAAGGAAAGACUGCAAACAUCACCAUUUUCUUUGACUUCUUGAACUGUCUGAUGCCAAGAAGAAACUCAGUCCACAGAAGGUGGAGAAACUUCGGCACAAGAAGAAUCUCUCUGCAGAAUGUGGAGAAACUUCAGCACAAGAAGAAUCUCAGUCCACAGGAGAGGAACAUCAUGCAGAAGGUGGAGAAACUUCAGCACAAGAAGAAUCUCAGUCCACAGGAGAGGAAAAUCAUGCAGAAGGUGGAGAAACUUCAGCACAAGAAGAAUCUCAGUCCACAGGAGAGGAAAAUCAUGCAGAAGGUGGAGAAACUUCAGCACAAGAAUAAUCUCAGUCCACAGGAGAAGAAAAUCAUGCAGAAGGUGGAGAAACUUCAGCACAAGAAGAAUCUCAAUCCACAGGAGUGGAAAAUCAUGCAGAAGGUGGAGAAACUUCAGCACAAGAAGAAUCUCAGUCCACAGGAGAGGAAAAUCAUGCAGAAGGUGGAGAAACUUCAGCACAAGAAGAAUCUCAGUCCACAGGAGAGGAACAUCAUGCAGCAGGUGGAGAAACUUCAGCACAAGAAGAAUCUCAGUCCGCAGAAGGUGGAGAAACUUCAGCACAAGAAGAAUCUCAGUCCACAGGAGAGGAACAUCAUGCAGAAGGUGGAGAAACUUCAGCACAAGAAUUACGAUAAAUUGCCACAAAGUUCACGCAAGACCCCAACCAUCUCCUUUACUUUAAACAUUAUUAGUGGAGUAUCUUUAUAG